CAUCAUUUUGAGACGAGUGGUUUAAUUAUUUGCUUACACUAAAUCACAUCGACCAAUGGCAUUUCGCACGACGACGAGCCGUCUUUUGAACAUGCGCCUCGUGGCGGCCCAGCAACCCAUGUUAAUGACCCGUGCGCAAUCGACUUUGCACACCGGUGAAGUUGUCGAGGAUCCCCAGAUUGGCGAUUACCCCAAUCUUCCACGCAACAGCAACCAAGUCCGUGGUCCUUACGGCUGGUGGGAUCCCCAAGACAGACGCAACUUUGGCGAACCGCUUCAUGAAGAAGACGAAAUUUUCAGUGUUUGGGGUCCUGAUCUUCACACCUACAGCCCUUACAAAGCAUUGGCCCAGUUGGGCUUAGCGGCUCUCAUUACCGCCGGCUUUGCUGGCAUUGUCUACAAAACAUAUCCCGACCGCCCUGCUGUUCAACGUACAUAUCCCUACGAUGGCUUGAAGGCCGAAUUAGGUGCUCGUGAUAACGAUAUCAUUACGCGUGGUGCCCGUGUUGAACCCGCAGACGAAGAAUAGAUUAUGCAACCCAUACAAUAAAAAAGAAACAAAACGGACCAUGAGAUUAUUUAUUUUCUGUUUUUUUUUUUGGUUUUUUUUCCUGUGCUCGGCAUGAUAUGAUCUAUGAAUAUACAGUGAUUGCCGUGUCAUUUGCG
Radiomyces spectabilis is the source of this 666-nucleotide messenger RNA. RefSeq lists its product as uncharacterized. Bases 56 to 529 code for a protein of 157 amino acids. The transcript is spliced from 4 exons. NCBI's taxonomy places the organism in Eukaryota, Fungi, Mucoromycota, Mucoromycetes, Mucorales, Radiomycetaceae. The record is from RefSeq and is a predicted model, not a curated record. Gene Ontology annotation, cellular component: mitochondrion.